AUGGCGACCCGGCGUGCCGGGCGAAGCUGGGAGGUGAGCCCCACGGAACGGAGGCCGUCGGCCAGGCCGCGGAACUCCGCGGCCGAGGAGGCGGCAGCUUCCCCGCCGGUCCUGUCUCUCAGCCACUUCUGCAGGUCGCCUUUCCUCUGCUUCGGAGAUGUGCGGCUGGGAGCCUCGCGGACGCUGCCCCUGGCCCUGGACAACCCUAACGAGGAGGUGGCUGAAGUGAAGAUCGCCCACUUCCCAGCCGCUGAGCAGGGCUUCAGCAUCUCGCCGCGAUCGUUUGAGCUACAGCCUAAAGAAAAAAUUAUUAUUUCUGUUAACUGGACACCAUUAAAAGAAGGCCGAGUAAGAGAGAUUGUGACAUUUCUUGUAAAUGAUAUUCUGAAACACCAAGCUAUAUUACUAGGAAAUGCAGAAGAAAAGAAAAAGAAAAAGAGGAGUCUUUGGGAUACAAUUAAUAAGAAGAAAAUGUCAACUUCUUCAAGUGAUAAGAGGAAUUCCUAUAUUCAAAAUGUUAAUACAACAUUUUGUGUUUCCCAAAAAGCUGACAGAGUUCGGAGCCCACUACAAGCCUGUGAAAAUUUGGCUAUGAAAGAAGGCUGUUUCCUAACAGAAAACAAUUCUUUAAGCCUUGAAGAAAAUAAAAUACCAAUAUCACCUAUUAGUCCCAUUUUCAAAGAAUGCCAUGGUGACACGUCCUUGCCUCUUUCUGUACGUCGAUCUACUACAUACACAUCUCUUCACGCAUGUGAAAACGGGGAAUUGUUGAAAGUAGAAGGUGCCGAUGGCUCGGAAGAUUUUAAUUUUAAUGAGAAAGUGACAAGUGAAACUUCCUUUAGCUCCAUACAUAAUAUGAGUGGCCAAAUUGAAGAGAAUAGUAGUAAGCUUAUUCUUACCCCGACCUGUUGUUCAACUUUGAACAUUACACAAAGCCAAGGAAAUUUUCUAAGUCCAGAUUCCUUUGUAAAUAACAGCCAUGCAGCUAAUAAUGAACCAGAGGUAGCUACAUGCCUUUCAUCAGAUACGUUUAGGAAAGAUAAUUCAAGUCCUGUGCAUUUGGAAUCAAAAACUGCACAUAAAACUUACCGGACAAUUUUAAGUCCAGAUUCUUUCAUAAAUGACAAUUAUGGACUAAAACAGGAUCUAGAACCAGAGUCAAUUAACCCAAUUCUGUCCCCAAAUCAAUUUGUAAAAGAUAAUAUGGCAUAUAUAUGUAUGUCUCAGCAAACAUGUAAAUUAUCAUCAUCAAAUAAAAAUUCUCAGGUCUCACAGUCUCCUCAAGAUCAGAGAACAAAUGGAGUUUUAACUUUUUUUCGUGAAUGUCAGGGUUCACAAUCUCCUGAAGCUAUUUUUGAAGAGUCCAAAACUUUAGAAAUGAAGUCAGAUUGCUACAGUUUUACAAAAAAUCAGCCUAAAUUUUCUGUAAUUCAGAAUAUUUCUAGUUACAGCCAUGAUAAACGUACAAGACGCCCAAUACUUUCUGCCACUGUUACUAAAAGCAAAUCCAUUUGUAGCAGAGAAAACCAAACUGAGGCUAAUAAACCAAAGGCAAAAAGAUGUCUCAACAGUGUUGCAGGUGAAUUUGAAAAACCAACAGAUACUCAAAAAGAGAAAAGUGGUUUUCAGUCUUGUCUUCCAGUUAUAGAUCCAGUGUUCAGUAAAUCUAAGAGUUAUAAAAAUGCAGUAAUUCCUUCCUCAAAGACUGCUUUAGUCGCUCGCAAAAGAAAGAGUGAGGGAAACAAGGAAGAUGCAAAUGUGAGAGUCACGGUUACAGAACAUACAGAAGUACGAGAAAUCAAAAGAAUCCAUUUUUCUCCCGUGGAAUCUAAAAUGGCAACUGUUAAAAAAACAAAAAAGAUGAUAACACCCAUCUCAAAACAUAUUAGCUACAGAGAGAAAUCAAACCUGAGGAAGAAAACGGAUUCAUUAGUAUAUAGAACUCCUCAUUCUAAAACAAACAAAAGGACAAAACCCAUUGUUGCUGUGGCACAGUCUACUCUGACCUUCAUAAAACCAUUAAAAACAGAUAUUCCUAGACACCCAAUGCCGUUUGCUGCAAAGAACAUGUUUUAUGAUGAACGCUGGAAGGAAAAGCAGGAGCAGGGCUUCACUUGGUGGCUAAAUUUUAUAUUAACUCCUGAUGACUUCACUGUAAAAACAAAUAUUUCUGAAGUAAAUGCUGCUACUCUUCUUUUGGGAGUGGAGAGUCAACAUAAAAUCAGUGUUGCUAGAGCUCCUACAAAAGAUGAAAUGUCUCUCAGAGCUUACACGGCUCGGUGCCGGCUGAAUCGAUUACGUCGGGCAGCAUGUCGUUUAUUUACUUCUGAAAACAUGGUCAAAGCUAUUAAGAAGCUUGAAAUUGAAAUUGAAGCUAGGCGGUUGAUUGUUCGAAAAGAUAGACACCUCUGGAAAGAUGUGGGAGAACGGCAGAAAGUCCUGAAUUGGCUGUUAUCAUAUAAUCCUUUGUGGCUACGUAUCGGCCUAGAGACAAUUUAUGGAGAACUCAUAUCUUUGGAAGAUAACAGUGAUGUCACAGGGUUGGCUGUGUUUAUUCUGAAUCGCUUACUUUGGAAUCCUGAUAUAGCCGCUGAGUAUAGACACCCCAGUGUUCCUCAUCUCUAUAGAGAUGGUCAUGAAGAAGCUUUGUCUAAGUUUACAUUGAAAAAGUUGUUGUUGUUGGUUUGUUUCCUUGAUUAUGCCAAAAUCUCCAGACUUAUUGAUCAUGAUCCUUGUCUCUUCUGUAAAGAUGCUGAAUUCAAGACUAGUAAAGAAAUUCUUCUGGCUUUUUCACGAGACUUCCUAAGCGGUGAAGGUGACCUUUCCCGUCACCUUAGCUUUUUGGGAUUACCUGUUAACCAUGUGCAGACACCAUUUGAUGAAUUUGAUUUUGCUGUUACAAAUCUUGCUGUAGACUUGCAAUGUGGAGUGCGUCUUGUGCGAAUCAUGGAACUUCUCACACGGGACUGGAAUCUCUCAAAGAAACUCAGGAUCCCUGCAAUAAGUCGUCUUCAGAAGAUGCACAAUGUCGACGUUGUUCUUCAAAUUCUUAGAUCACGAGGAAUUCAAUUAAAUGAUGAACAUGGAAAUGCAAUCCUAUCUAAGGAUAUUGUGGAUAGGCACAGAGAAAAAACUCUUGCGUUACUUUGGAAAAUAGCAUUUGCUUUUCAGGUGGAUAUUUCCCUUAAUUUAGACCAGUUGAAAGAAGAAAUUGACUUUUUAAAACACACACAGAGUCUGAAGAAAACAACGUCUGCACUGUCAUGCCAUUCUGAUGCUAUUAUCAAUAAGGAAAAAGACAAAAGGAAUAGUGGUUCCUUUGAACGAUAUAGUGAGAGCAUAAAGCUGUUGAUGGAUUGGGUAAAUGCUGUUUGUGCUUUCUAUAAUAAAAAGGUGGAGAAUUUUACAGUGUCUUUCUCAGAUGGGCGUGUGUUAUGUUACCUGAUCCAUCACUACCAUCCUUACUAUGUGCCUUUUGAUGCUAUAUGUCAGCGCACUACUCAGACCGUAGAAUGCACCCAGACUGGUUCAGUGGUGUUAAAUUCAUCCUCUGAAUCCGAUGGAAGUUCUCUGGAUUUGUCUCUUAAAGCACUUGAUCAUGAAAACACUUCAGAACUAUACAAAGAACUGCUAGAAAAUGAGAAGAAAAAUUUUCAGUUGGUUAGGUCUGCAGUUAGAGACCUUGGUGGAAUACCUGCUAUGAUUCAUCAUUCAGAUAUGUCCAAUACGAUUCCUGACGAAAAGGUGGUUAUUACCUAUUUGUCAUUUCUUUGUGCAAGACUUUUGGAUCUUUGUAAAGAAACAAGAGCUGCUCGACUUAUACAGACAACUUGGAGAAAAUACAAACUAAAAACAGACCUAAAACGUCAUCAGGAGAGAGACAAAGCUGCAAGAAUCAUUCAAUCAGCUGUAAUCAGUUUUCUAUCUAAACAACGAUUGAAAAAGGAGAUUAAUGCAGCAUUGGCCAUUCAGAAACAUUGGCGAAGACUCUUAGCACAAAGAAAGUUAUUAAUGUUAAAAAAGGAAAAACUAGAAAAAGUUCAAAAUAAAUCAGCAUCAGUUAUUCAGAGGUAUUGGAGAAGAUAUUCCACUAGAAAACAAUUUCUGAAAUUGAAAUAUUAUUCAGUCAUCCUGCAAUCUAGGAUAAGAAUGAUAAUAGCAGUUACUUCUUACAAACGAUAUCUUUGGGCUACAGUUACAAUUCAGAGACAUUGGCUUGCUUAUUUAAGAAGGAAACAUGAUCAACAGAGAUAUGAGUUGCUAAAAUCAUCAUCUCUUAUAAUCCAGUCUGUGUUCAGAAGAUGGAAGCAACAUAAAAUGCGAUUACAAAUAAAAGCUACAAUAAUAUUGCAAAGAGCUUUUAGAGAAUGGCAUGUCAGGAAACGAGCUAAAGAAGAAAAAUCUGCUGUUGUCAUACAGUCAUGGUAUAGAAUGCACAAAGAAUUACGGAAAUAUAUUCACCUUAGAUCUUGUGUUGUUAUCAUUCAGACCAGGUUUCGGUGCCUUCAAGCCCAAAAGUCAUAUAAAAGAAGAAAAGAGGCUAUACUGACUAUCCAAAAGUUCUACAGAGCACAUCUGAAAGGAAAGACUGAGCGCGCCAACUAUUUGCAGAAACGGGCUGCAGCCAUUCAACUACAGGCUGCUUUCAGAGGGAUGAAAGCUCGUAAUUUACACAGACAAAUUAGAGCUGCUUGUGUUUUUCAGUCAUACUGGAGAAUGAGACGAGACAGAUUUCGAUUUCUAAACCUUAAGAAAAUUACUAUCAAAUUGCAGGCACAAGUAAGAAUGCAUCAGCAAUUACAGAAAUAUAAGAAGAUAAAGAAAGCUGCCCUUAUAAUUCAGAUUCAUCUUCGAGCUUCUAUUUUAGCCAAGAGAGCUCUAGCAUCUUACCAGAAAACCCGUUCUGCUGUCAUUGUUCUACAGUCUGCAUAUAGAGGGAUGCAAGCCAGGAGAAAGUUUAUUCACAUCCUCACAUCCAUUAUAAAAAUUCAAUCAUAUUAUAGAGCUUAUAUUUCCAGAAAAAAAUUUCUGAGACUGAAACAUGCUACAGUAAAGUUACAGUCAAUUGUCAAGAUGAAACAGACUCGUAAACAGUAUUUACAUCUGAGAGCAGCCACACUAUUUAUCCAGCAAUGGUACCGGUCCAUAAAAGUGGCUGCACUAAAGAGAGAAGAAUACGUCCAGAUGCGGGAAUCUUGUAUCAAAUUGCAAGCUUUUGUUAGAGGUCACCUGGUUCGAAAGCAGAUGAGGUCACAGAGAAAAGCUGCUGUUUCACUACAAUCUUAUUUCAGAAUGAGAAAGAUGCGGCAGUACUACCUGGAAAUGUAUAAAGCAGCUGUUGUCAUUCAGAAUUACUAUCGCGCUUACAAAGCACAGGUCAGUCAGAGGAAGAACUUCCUGCAAGUUAAAAGAGCAGUUACUUGUGUGCAGGCAGCUUACAGAGGUUAUAAAGUACGCCAGCUAAUCAAACAGCAAUCUAUAGCUGCUCUUAAAAUUCAAACUGCUUUUAGAGGCUAUAGUAAAAGGAAGAAAUAUCAGUAUGUGCUUCAGUCUACUAUCAAGAUUCAGAGAUGGUACAGGACAUACAGGACUGUUCGUGAUGUAAGAAUGCAAUUUUUAGAGACAAAGUCAGCUGUGAUUUCUCUCCAAUCUGCUUAUCGUGGCUGGAAAGUUCGAACGCAGAUCAGAAGGGAACUUCAAGCUGCGGUGAGGAUUCAGUCUGCUUUUAGAAUGGCCCAAACCCAGAAACAGUUCAGAUUGUUCAAAACAGCAGCAUUAAUCAUCCAGCAACAUCUGAGAGCAUGGAGCGCGGGAAAGAAGCAACGUAUGGAAUACACUGAACUCCGUAACGCAGCACUGAUGCUUCAGUCUACAUGGAAGGGAAAAAUAGUGAGAAGGCAGAUUCGAAAGCAGCACAAAUGUGCUGUCAUCAUACAGUCAUACUACAGAAUGCAUGUGCAGCAAAAGAAGUGGGACAUCAUGAAAAAAGCUGCUCGUCUGAUUCAAAUGUAUUAUAGGGCGUACAGGAUUGGAAGGAGACAGCGUCAGUUGUAUCUGAAAACCAAAGCGGCCAUAGUCAUCAUACAGUCUGCUUACCGAAGUAUGAGAGUAAGAAAAAAAAUAAAGGAGUACAACAAAGCGGCAGUCGCUAUACAGUCUACAUAUAGAGCUUACAAAGCCAAAAAAAACUAUGCAACCUACAGAGCUUCUGCUGUUCUAAUUCAGAGAUGGUAUCGAAAUAUCAAAAUUGCAAACCGUCAACGUAAGGAAUAUCUUAAUUUAAAGAAGACAGCAGUUAAAAUUCAAGCUGUUUUUAGAGGUAUUAGAGUGAGAAGACGUAUUCAACACAUGCACACAGCAGCCACUUUCAUUAAAGCCAUGUUUAAAAUGCAUCAAGCAAAAGUAAGAUACCACAAAAUGAGAACAGCAGCUGUCCUCAUUCAGGUAAGAUACAGAGCAUAUUGUCAAGGUAAAAUUCAGCGUGCAAAGUACCUGACAAUUUUGAAAGCUGUUACUGUUCUUCAGGCAAGUUUUAGAGGAGUAAGAGUUAGACAGACUCUCAGGAAGAUGCAGAAUGCAGCAAUACGCAUUCAGUCCUGUUACAGAAGAUACAGACAGGAAACGUAUUUUAAUAAGUUAAAGAAGGUAACACAAACAGUACAGCAGAGGUACCGGGCAGUGAAGGAGAGAAACGUACAAUUUCAAAGGUAUAACAAAUUAAGGCAUUCCGCCGUAUGCAUUCAGGCUGGUUUUAGGGGGAUGAAAGCUAGAAGACAUUUAAGAAUGAUGCAUUUAGCUGCAACUCUGAUUCAGAGGAGAUUUAGAACUCUGAAGAUGAGAAGAAGAUUUCUGUCUCUCAGGAAAACCGCUCUUUGGGUUCAGAGAAAAUACCGCGCAACUGUUUGUGCAAAGCAUCACUUACAACAAUUCCUGCGGUUACAAAAGGCGGUCAUUACACUCCAGUCAUCAUACAGAGGAUGGGUGGUAAGGAAAAAGAUGCAAGAGAUGCACAGGGCUGCCACUGUCAUCCAGGCAGCUUUCAGAAUGCACAGAGCACACGUGAGGUACCAGGCCGUGAGACAAGCCUCCGUUGUAAUCCAGCAGCGACACCAAGCGAACAGGGCUGCCAAACUGCAGAGACAACGUUAUCUCCGACAAAGACAUUCUGCCCUGAUCCUUCAGGCUGCAUUUAGGGGUAUGAAAGCGAGAAGGCAUUUGAAAAUGAUGCAUUCCUCUGCCGUGCUAAUUCAGAGCAGGUUUAGGGGUUUAGUGGUAAGGAAAAGAUUUGUUUCCCUCAAAAAAGCUGCUGUUUUUGUGCAGAGGAGAUAUCGGGCCACCACGUGUGCCAGGCAUCACUUGCAUCAAUUCUUGAAAGUACAAAGGGCGGUCAUUACAAUCCAGUCAUCUUACCGAAGACUGAUGGCAAAGAAGAAGGUUCAGGCGAUGCACAGGGCUGCAUCUCUCAUCCAGGCCACUUACAGAAUGCACAGGACGUAUGUUACCUUUCAGGCUUGGAAACAUGCCUCAAUUCUAAUUCAGCAACAUUACCGGAUAUACAGAGCUGCAAAACUGCAAAGAGAAAAUUAUGUCCGACAAAGACAUUCUGCUUUGGUCAUUCAGGCUGCAUAUAAGGGAAUGAAAGCAAGACAGCUGUUAAGAGAAAAACACAGAGCUGCUAUCAUAAUACAAAGCACAUAUCGAAUGUAUAGACAGUAUCUUUUUUACCGAAAGAUUCAGUGGGCCACAAAAGUAAUCCAAAAAAUAUAUAGAGCAAAGAAGAGGAAAGCACUUCAACACGAUGCACUUAGGAAAGUAGCGGCCUGUGUUCAGGCAGAUUUCCAGGACAUGAUCAUAAGGAAACAGAUUCAGGAGCAGCAUCAGGCCGCCACUGUUCUUCAGAAGCAUCUUAAGGCCUCCAAAGUAAGGAAGCAUUAUCUGCACUUCAGAGCAAAAGUAGUCUUUGUUCAGAGGAGAUACAGAGCACUAACUGCAGUGCGUACCCAAGCGGUCAUUUGUAUACAGUCUUCCUACAGAGGCUUUAAGGUCCGAAAGGAUAUCCAGCGUAUGCACCUGGCUGCCACCCUAAUUCAGUCACUCUACCGAAUGCAUAGGGCCAAACUUGAUUAUCGGGCAAAGAAAACUGCCGUUGUUCUUAUACAGUAUUAUUAUAGGUCAUACGUCAGGGUAAAAACGGAAAGAAAAAAUUUCUUAGCACUCCAGAAAUCUGUACGAAUUAUUCAGGCUGCUUUUAGAGGCAUGAAAGUUAGACAGAAAUUGAAAAACCUAUCUGAGGCAAAGAUGGCAGCCAUUGAGAAGCGAUCUGCGUUCUGCCGCCACAGAACUGAAACUCCGUAUGAAGCUGUGCAAAGCUCAGCACUUAGGAUUCAGAAGUGGCAUAGAACUUCUCUAGUUGCUUGUUCACAGGAGGCAGAGUGUCAUUCCCAGGGCAGGGCUGCAGUAACGAUUCAAAAAGCUUUUUGUAAAACGGCCACAGAAAUAUUGGAAACACAGAAGCAUGCUGCCAUACGAAUUCAGUCCUUCCUUCAGAUGGCUGUGUAUCGGAGAAGAUUUGUCCAGCAGAAAAGAGCUGCUGUAACCCUACAGCAGUAUUUCAGGACAUGGCAAGCAAGAAAGCAGUUUUUAUUGUAUAGGAAAGCAGCAUCGGUUUUACAAAAUCACCACAGAGGCUUUUUGUCUGCAAAACCUCAAAGAGAAGCAUAUUUACACGUUAGGAGCAGUGUUAUCAUUAUUCAAGCUAGAACAAGAGGACUUAUACAGAAACGAAAGUUUCAGAAAAUUAAGGAUAGCACCAUAAAAAUCCAGGCUGCGUGGAGGAGCUAUAAAGCCAGGAAGUAUUUAUAUAAAGUGAAAGCCGCUUGCAAGAUUCAAGCCUGGUAUAGGUCUUGGAAAGCACGUAAAGAAUAUCUAGCUAUAUUAAAAGCUGUUAAAGUCAUUCAAGGUUGUUUCUAUACCAAACUGGAGAGAACACGGUUUUUGAAUAUGAGAGCAUCAACAAUUAUCAUUCAGAGAAAAUGGAGAGCUAUGCUUUCUGGAAGAAUAGCUCAUGAGCACUUCUUAAUGAUAAAAAGACAUCAAGCUGCUUGUUUGAUUCAAGCGAAUUUUAGAAGAUACAAAGGAAGGCAGGUCUUUCUUCGGCAGAAGUCUGCCGCUUUGACCAUACAGAGAUAUAUACGAGCCAGGAAGGCCGGGAAGUGUGAAAGGAUAAAAUAUGUUGAAUUGAAAAAAUCUACAGUUGUUCUACAAGCACUAGUGCGCGGUUGGUUAGUAAGGAAAAGAAUUUCAGAACAGAGAACCAAAAUUAGGCUUCUUCACUUCACAGCAGCUGCAUAUUGUCACCUGUCUGCUCUUAGAAUUCAAAGAGCAUAUAAACUUCACAUGGUUAUGAAGAAUGCUAAGAAGCAGGUUAAUUCAGUCAUCUGUGUUCAGAGAUGGUUUCGAACAAGAUUACAGCAAAAGAGGUUUGCUCAGAAAUGUCAUAGUGUCAUAAAAAGUCAGCGUGAACUUCAAGAACAUAUGAGCCAGCAAAAUAGAGCUGCAUCAGUAAUACAGAAAGCAGUACGCCGUUUUCUCCUCCGUAAAAAAAAAGAAAAAAUUAAUAAUGGAAUCACUAAAAUUCAGGCAUUAUGGAGAGGAUACUCUUGGAGGAAGAAAAAUGAUGGUACAAAAAUUAAAGCUAUACGACUAAGUCUUCAACUUGUUAAUAAGGAGAUUCGAGAAGAAAACAAACUCUACAAAAGAACUGCUCUUGCACUUCAUUAUCUUUUGACAUAUAAGCACCUUUCUGCUAUUCUUGAGGCUCUAAAGCACCUAGAGGUAGUUACUAGAUUGUCUCCACUUUGCUGUGAGAACAUGGCCCAGAGUGGAGCAGUUUCUAAAAUAUUUGUUUUGAUCCGAAGUUGCAAUCGUAGUGUUCCUUGUAUGGAAGUCAUCAGAUACUCUGUGCAAGUCUUGCUUAAUGUCGCUAAGUAUGAGAAAACCACUGCAGCAGUUUACCAUGUAGAAAACUGCAUAGACACACUACUGGACCUUUUACAGAUGUACCGAGAAAAGCCCGGUGACAAAGUUGCAGACAAGGGUGGAAGCAUUUUUACAAAAACUUGUUGUUUGUUAGCUAUUUUAUUGAAGACAACAAAUCGAGCCUCCGAUGUUCGAAGUAGGUCCAAAGUUGUUGACCGUAUUUAUAGUCUCUACAAACUUACAGCUCGUAAACAUAAAAUGAAUACUGAAAGAAUACUUUAUACCCAAAAGAAGAAUUCUUCUAUAAGUAUUCCAUUUAUUCCAGAAACACCCUUAAGAACCAGAAUAGUUUCAAGACUUAAACCAGAUUGGGUUUUGAGAAGAGAUAACAUGGAAGAAAUCACAAAUCCCCUACAAGCUAUUCAAAUGGUGAUGGACACGCUUGGCAUUCCUUACUAG
Molecule: messenger RNA, 10437 nt
Organism: Puma concolor (puma)
Lineage: Eukaryota; Metazoa; Chordata; Mammalia; Carnivora; Felidae
Gene: ASPM
Product: assembly factor for spindle microtubules
Biological process (GO): establishment of meiotic spindle localization; mitotic cell cycle; spindle organization
Cellular component (GO): spindle pole
Molecular function (GO): calmodulin binding
Source: RefSeq, a predicted model, not a curated record